Messenger RNA from Falco peregrinus (peregrine falcon), 3686 nucleotides. Its product is annotated as zinc finger protein 271. The record is from RefSeq and is a predicted model, not a curated record. Gene Ontology annotation, biological process: regulation of transcription by RNA polymerase II. Lineage: Eukaryota; Metazoa; Chordata; Aves; Falconiformes; Falconidae. Gene Ontology annotation, cellular component: nucleus. Gene Ontology annotation, molecular function: RNA polymerase II transcription regulatory region sequence-specific DNA binding; DNA-binding transcription factor activity, RNA polymerase II-specific.
AUGGCGGCGUUGACCGUGUUGACUGCGUUGACCAUAUCGACCGUGUUGCCGGCAUUGAUGGCGCUGGCCGCGUUGACCACCAUUGGCCAUGUUGACCACAUUGACCGUGUUGACCACGUUGGCCGCGUUGACGACAUCGACCACAUUGACCGUGUUGACCACGUUGAUGGCGUUGAUGGCAUUGACCGUGUUGACCGUGUCGACCGCAUUGACCGUGUUGACCGUGUCGACCGCAUUGACUGUGUUGACCACGUUGACCGUGUUGCCCGCGUUGACUGUGUUGACGGCAUUGACCGUGUUGCCCCUGUUGACCGCAUCGAUGGCACUGACGGCGCUGCCCCUGCUGACUCCCUUGACCGCGCUGCUGCCACCGCCGAGCGCCCGCACCGGUGUGAGGAAUGCGGCCAAGCUUUCCGCCACGCCACGACCUUCUUCCUUCACCGCCAAACCCACGCCGGCUCCUUUGCUUGCCCCCUCUGCCCCGAACGCUUCGAAGGCAGCGCCCAACUGGCCCGCCACCACCGCCAACGCCACAGCCCGGUGGCCAAACCCUACCGUUGCGACGCUUGCGGCAAAGCCUACGCUCAACCCCGCGCCACCUCCGCGCCUGCCGCCCCCCCCCUCAAACCCUACCGCUGCCCCGAGUGCGGCAAAGCUUUCGGGCAAAGCUCCAAACUCCUCCGCCACCAGGUGACCCACACGGGCGAGAAACCUUACAAAUGCCCCGAGUGCGGGAAAAUUUUUAGCCAAAGCUCCAACUUGACGGAACACCGGCAACGCACGGGGGGAGGGGAGCGCCACUUCUGCCCCCUCUGCGGCAAAGGCUUCGCGUUGGGGUCUUACUUGGCCAAACACCGGUUGACCCACACGGAGGAGCGGCCGUACCGCUGUACGGAAUGCGGCAAAGCGUUCCGCCAAAGCUCCAACUUGAUCCAACACCAACGGACCCACACCGGCGAGAGGCCCUACACCUGCGGGUUGUGCGGGAAGAGUUUUGGCCAAAAUUCACACUUGGCCAAACACCGGCGGACCCACACCGGGGAACGGCCCUAUCGUUGCGGCGAUUGCGGGAAGAGUUUCCGGCAAAGCGCCAAUCUCUUGGAACACCGGCACACCCACACGGGCGAGCGACCCUACCGUUGCGCUCAAUGCGGCAAGACCUUCGGCUGGAGUUCGGCCUUCAGCAAGCACCAACGGACCCACCUGGCUUGUGGCCCCAUGGCCCCGCGUGGCCCCAUCAGCCCCCGCGGCAGCCGCCCCUCCCCCCCCCACCACCACCACCCCCAUUGUCCGGCGCCGCCCCCAGCGCUGCCACUUUGGGCCCCCAUGGAGCCCCGCCCCGCCCCGGAGCCGGCUGAUGGGGGGAGGGGCCCAGCCGCCACCUGCCCAGGUCCCCCUCCACCCCCCCGCCGCUUCGUGAACCUCAUGGGCCUCCAGGAGGCAUCCCCGUCCCGCAAACGCUACCAUUGCACCGACUGCGGCAAGACCUAUGGCCAAAGCGCCAAUUUCCUGGAGCACCAGAGGACCCACACGGGCGAACGCCCCUUCACCUGCGUCCAAUGCCAGAAGAGCUUCAGCCGAAGCUCCACCUUGGUGGAACAUCUCCGCAUCCACACCGGGGAGAAACCCUACGCGUGUCCCGUUUGCGCCCGCGCCAUCAGUAGAAGCUCCACCUUGACGGAACAUCGUCGGAUCCAUACGGGAGAAACUCCAUAUUCUUGUCCGGAAUGUGGGAAGACCUUUGGUAGAACUUCCAGCUUGGUCAAACAUCUCCGGAUCCACACGGGUGAGAAACCCUACGGUUGCGUUCGUUGCGGUAAGACCUUCAGCUUGAGCUCCAAUUUGGUCAAACACGAGAGGAACCGCGGGGACAAACCGUUCUCCUGCCUUCAAUGCCCCAAACGCUUUAAGAAGACGACCCACUUGACGUCCCACCAAAGGACCCACACCGGGGAACGACCUUACCGGUGCGGGGAAUGCGGGAAAGCGUUUGGUCAAAGUUCAACGCUCAUCGAACAUCAACGCAUCCACACAGGGGAACGACCCUACCGCUGCGGCGCGUGUGGCAAGAGCUUCUGCGUCAGCUCCAACCUGGUCAAGCACCAACGCAUCCACACGGGCGAGAAGCCCUACGGUUGCGGGCGCUGCGGCAAGAGCUUCCGCUUCAAGUCCCAGUUCACCCGGCACCUCAAGGUCCACCCCGAGGGGGAUGGGGUGGCCACCAGGAGGUCCGUCCCCCUCCACCCCCCCGCCGCUUUUGUCAACCUCUUGGGCCUCCUGGAAGCAUCCCCGUCCCGCAAACGCUACCAUUGCACCGACUGCGGCAAGACCUUCGGCCAAAGCUCCAACCUCUUGGAGCACCAGAGGACCCACACGGGCGAACGCCCCUUCACCUGCGUCCAAUGCCAGAAGAGCUUCAGCCGAAGCUCCACCUUGGUGGAACAUCUCCGCAUCCACACCGGGGAGAAACCCUACGCGUGUCCCGUUUGCGCCCGCGCCUUCAGUAGAAGCUCCACCUUGACGGAACAUCGUCGGAUCCAUACGGGAGAAACUCCAUAUUCUUGUCCGGAAUGUGGGAAGACCUUUGGUAGAACUUCCAGCUUGGUCAAACAUCUCCGGAUCCACACGGGUGAGAAACCCUACGGUUGCGUUCGUUGCGGUAAGACCUUCAGCUUGAGCUCCAACUUGGUCAAACACGAGAGGACCCACACGGGGGACAAACCGUUCUCCUGCCCUCAAUGCCCCAAACGCUUUAAGAAGAAGACCCACUUGACGUCCCACCAAAGGACCCACACCGGGGAACGACCUUACCGGUGCGGGGAAUGCGGGAAAGCGUUUGGUCAAAGUUCAACGCUCAUCGAACAUCAACGCAUCCACACAGGGGAACGACCCUACCGCUGCGGCGCGUGUGGCAAGAGCUUCUGCGUCAGCUCCAACCUGGUCAAGCACCAACGCAUCCACACGGGCGAGAAGCCCUACGGUUGCGGGCGCUGCGGCAAACGCUUCCGCUACAAGCCGCAGUUCACCCGGCACCUCAAGGUCCACCCCGAGGGGGAGGGCGUGGGCCACCGGGAGGUCUUGAGAGGGCUUGGAGGAGGAGGAGGUGGACAUCAACGGUGCUGCGGUGUGGUCUACCAUGAUGGUUUCUUCAUGAGAACCUAAAGAAGGAAGGUGGCUGGUGGUGGCCACCAUGGUUGGAGAUGGUUGUGGUUCCUGGUGGCAUCUGCAGAUGGAUUGGGGGACACUUUGGGGACAUUUUGGGGACGUGAUGUGGUGGUGGCAUCUCCAUAACAUGCUCUAUCAUCAUGGCUUCUUCAUAAAGACCUAAAGAAUGGACGUGGUUCAUGGUGGCCACCAUGGUUGGACGUGGUUUUGGAUCCUGGUGCUGCUUUGAGAUCAACUGGGGACUAUUUGGGUAUGUGAUGUGGGUGGUGGCAUCUCCAUGACGUGCGUCCAUCAUCAUGGCUUCUUCAUAAAGACCUGAAGAAUGAACGUGGCUCAUGAUGGCCACCAUGAUUGGACAUGGUUGUGGUUCCUGGUGGCAUCUGCAGAUGGACUGGGUUCACUUUGGGGACAUUUUGGGGAUGUGAUGUGGUGGUGGCAUCUCCAUGACAUUGUCCAUCAUCAUGGCUUCUUCAUAAAGACCCAAUAAAGGAACGUGGCUCAUGGUGGCCACCACGGUUGUA